GGAGGAAACCAACUUGGAAACACCGCGGACGGAGCGAAACAAAGUCCCACUCGGUGAAGACUCGAGCGGCUCCUUGGUCGGCAUCUCAGGACCGGGUAGAAGGGAACAGCACAGUCCGCUUUGUAAUAUAAAAAACACGAUUUUACAGGUGCUCUGCAUUACUAGAAGUUUUCAGGUUUGCUUGAGAAACUUUCGGCGUGUCUUCUAUCGAGUGCGCUCCUGUCCGAUUUUGGAAACGAGUGACCCGUCUCCACAUGCCUUCUUCUAGCCGCUAGUCAACUUCAUCGACCAGUCACGCUUCACGACUCUGGAGAGAAGCUCCGCGGCGCCGCCGAGCUCCACGCUCAGGACAUGGAUCUAACAAAAGUGGCCGAGAAUCGACGCGGAGAGGGUGGGAGAAGACUCCGAAUAGACCCGCUGUACGCCGUCUUCAUUAUUUGCUUACAAGUUUUAUCCAUCCAGGCUGUUGCCAUCCAGUUCACCAAGGAGCCCAAGUCCCAGGAUGCCCUGCAUGGCCGUAGCGCCAUGCUCCGCUGUGAGGUCAGCGAUCCGACUGACAUCACUUAUAACUGGCUGCUCAAUGGCCAGCUAUUGGAAAACAGCGAGCGCCGCCACCAAGAGGGAAGCAAUCUCAAAUUCCUCACUGUGGAUCGCCGACUGGAUGCAGGAAAUUUUGAGUGUGAGGCACAAAACGCGGCCACGGGAGAGUUGCGCCGCUCCACCAACGCCUCCUUCAACAUCAAAUGGUUAGAAAGCGGUGGUGUGACAUUAAAGGAGCCCAUCUCAGAAGGGGAAAUUGAGAGCUCAGCCCCCGUCACGCUUCGCUGUCACAUUGACGGACACCCACGGCCGACCUGCCAGUGGUUCAAAGACGGGGUUAAACUGACUGAGAAGAGCCAUCAAAUCAACAACAAGGAGCGGACGCUCACAAUCAAGAGCGCCACUCCAGAUGACAACGGUCUGUUCUAUUGUUGUGCCAAGAACGCAGCCGGACACGUCUGUAGCAACAGUAACUUCACUCUCAACAUUAUCGAUAAGAGCUUUCCUCGACCAGUAGUCACUCCCGAGGACCAGGUGGUUCUGAAGAACGAAGAAGCUGUCUUCCACUGCCAGUUUACAGCCGUGCCGCCUCCCGCUCUGGAAUGGUACCAUGAAACCGAGCUGCUGGUUAACAAAACUCGUAUAUUCCUGCUGUCCAACGGGUCACUGCUCAUCACCCAGGUCAAACCCAGGAACACGGGCUUGUACAAAUGUGUUGGCCGCGGUGUCAGCGGCUCCCAAGUCACACACGAGGCUUCGCUACUCAUUGCAGAGAUUGAUGACAUGAAGUCCAAGACGUCAGAGGUUUUCACAGCUGACACCCUGCAGCGGGUCCCUUGCAACGCCCCACGGGGGCGACCCCAGCCCGAUGUUUGGUGGGAGAGAGGCGGUCAGCGGUUGCCCACAGAGGGACGAGUGUACCAGGAUGGCUCGGAUCUGGUCUUCAGUCCAACGGAAGCGGGGGAUUCUGGAGUCUAUACCUGCGUUGCCCAAAACAAGGCAGGCCGCAGGACUCAGGAAGUUAACUUCACUGUGGCCACCUCCCCCGUGUGGGUAACACGGCCCCUAGACAGUCCUUUGGAAGAAGGUAAAGCGGGUUAUCUGCACUGUCAUGCCAAAGCAACUCCUGAACCUGUGGUCACGUGGCUUCGCAACAACAUCAUGAUCACAGCAGAGGAUUCUCGUUUUAAAGUAUUCCCAAACGGCACCCUGAGGAUCAACAACGUCGAGGUGUACGACGGACAGAUGUACGGCUGUGAGACCAAAACAGUGGGUGGCCGACUAUCUGGCCAGGCCAGAGUCACCGUGCUGGAGAAACUCAAGUUCACCCCAACCCCACAACCCUCCCAGUGCCUGGAGCUGGAUAAUGACAUCACCAUCCAGUGCUCGGCUAAAGGCAGAGAAAGUCCCACCAUACGCUGGACUAAAGCAGACGGAGGAGACCUUCCACCUCAUGUGGAGCAGAAAAAUGGCCAGCUUCACUUCUCCAAAGUCACCCGCAGUGAUGCUGGCAAUUACACCUGCAUCGCCUCCAACAGCCUUCAGGGAGAGAUCAGAGCCUUGGUGUCCCUCACAGUGGCAGUGUACAUUCGUUUUAAAGUAGAGCCUGAGAAUACGACAGUGUAUCAGGGCCACACGGCUAUACUGCACUGCCAGGCCACUGGAAAUCCCGAGCCUCACAUCCACUGGAUGGUAAAAGACAAGACGCUGGACAUCAGUCGGAACAGAAGGAUUCAGAAGAUGGCUAAUGGCUCCCUGGUGAUUUCAGACGUCACAACAGAUGACACCGGCAGAUAUACAUGUGUGGCUGGAAACAGCUGCAGCAUCAAAGACCGCGUGGCUCAGCUCUAUGUCGUAGAUAAACCAGCACAGACGCACGACGAGGAUGAAGACAGAGCGCCUUACAAGAUGAUUCAAACCAUCGGCCUGUCUGUGGGGGCGGCUGUGGCGUACAUCAUCGUGGUGCUCGGCCUCAUGUUCUACUGCAAGAAGAGGCGCAACUCCAAAAGGCUGCACAAACGUCCAGAUGGAGAGGAGCCAGAGAUGGAGUGUCUCAAUGGAGGCGCCGUUCAACAAAAUGGCCACACCGCCACUGAGAUCCAGGAGGAGGUGGCACUCACCAACAUGGGUACCAUGGCAACAACCGAGAAGCGCCACAGCCACGCCAACAGUGACAAGCUGCAUUUUCCCCGAGCGAACCUGCAAACAAUCACGACCUUAGGUAAAGGAGAGUUUGGCGAGGUGCUGCUGUCCAAAGCCAAGGGCAUCGAAGAGAGGGAGGAGGAGACGGUGGUGCUGGUGAAGAGCCUCCAGACUCGAGAUGAGCAGCUUCAGCUUGACUUUCGCAAGGAAGCGGAAAUGUUCGGCAAGCUCAGCCACCCCAACGUAGUUCGCCUGCUGGGUCUGUGCAGAGAGGUCGAGCCGCACUACAUGGUCCUGGAAUACUACGACUUGGGAGACUUAAAGCAGUUCCUGAGGAUUUCCAAAAACAAAGAUGACAAAGCGAAAUCUCAGCCUAUCAGCACCAAGACCAAAGUUUCCAUCUGUGCCCAAGUGGCUCGCGGGAUGGAGCAUCUGUCCGUUCACCGCUUUGUUCACAAAGACUUGGCGGCCCGAAACUGCCUAGUCAGCAGUCAGAGACGCAUCAAAGUGUCGUCGCUCAGCCUCAGCAAAGACGUUUACAAAAGUGAGUACUAUCACUACAGACAAGCAUGGAUCCCCUUGCGCUGGCUCCCGUCAGAGUCUGUGCUUGAGGACGACUUCUCUACCAAGUCUGACGUUUGGGCCUUCGGAGUGCUCAUGUGGGAGGUGUUCAGUCACGGAGAAAUGCCGUACACCAAACUUGAAGACAAUGAAGUGCUCGAAGGCCUGCAGAGCGGCAAGCUGAAACUGCCUCCCCCGGAAGGGUGCCCCUCCAAAAUGUACAAGCUGAUGGUCAGCUGCUGGGCCCCCAGCCUCAAGGAGCGCCCCUCCUUCAGCGACAUCGUCCACAAUUUGGGAGAGUCGCCCUCGGACAGCAAAGUGUGAGACGCCGAGAAGGGGAACGCCCUUUCCCCUAUCAAUAAAGACAGCAAUGUCUGACAUUUCAGGGAACAAGAGUUUUAAAUAUGCAUUUCAGACAAAGGAGGGUGUGAAGGAGUUUGCCAUAUCAGAGGAUGCACACUCAAUUUUUUUUUUUUCUCUCCCCGAAUGGUUAUUUACAUGGGAGUCGCGCCGUGAGUUUACGUUUGCCUUAAAUGCAACAUGGAUGACCGCUCGGUUCAACUCCCUGUCUGUGUGAACGCUGAGACUCUUCACAAACUCGGUGCCUCUACCUGUGUGCACACACAUGCAGCUCAAAUCAGCACAACCUGUCAAACAAAGCUUCGGUUUUGAGCGGCCCGAAACGAACGCCUGUGCUUGAACCCAUCCUCAGUGAGCCCUCAUCAUCACGGAUACGCCAAGUGUGUGCGUGUUUUUUUUGUUGUUUUUUUUGGUGGGCUAUGUAAGCUCCAGUAUGUGCAGCUGUUAGCAUGAAGGUGUGUAACUGUUACAAAUGUGAUGUGCAACAUGAAUUGACUUGUUUUAAAAACGAGCCCGGCUAAUGAUGAUGAACAAACAAAAGGAUCUUUUAGAAUGCACCCAAGAAAUAAGACUGUUCCAGUGGAGAUUUUGUAUAUUUUAAUGAGUGUUUUGUUCUUGUAUUAACCUCGAUGUGCUCCCAGUGCACCACAAUAACACGUUAACAUGUUGUGAUGGUGUCCAAAUAGCAGGAAUCCAUUCGAGUAUGUUUAACUUUGCAGAGGUCCAAUCACUUUUCCUCUGGGUCCACUUGUUUCUGUGUGCAAUGUUACAAAAUGGGACCAGUGUACAUAAUGUUAGAGGCCUUGCACUAACUUCACCUAAAACAUCCCUCUUUGUCUCCAUGCAGGUGCCUGUUUAUUUAUUAUGAAGGUCCUGUGUUGUUGUUGUUUUUUUAUAUGAGUAGAUCUGAGGUAGUUCUGCUAUAUGUUCCUCGUUAUGAUUCAGCUCAGUGUGUGCAUAGCCUGGCUAAGCAGCUAUCACAAAGUACAAAAAAAAGAUGGUCAAAAGAGUGACUACUGGUCACCAGUACUUACUAAGUGCCUGGUAAAUGAAGGAUGAUCUAAAAACGCUUCACUUUUUUUUCUCACAUGAAUCAAAUGCCUUUGUGCAUAAAAUAGUUUUUAUAUGUUGUGUUAGUGUAAUAUUUUUUUAAUGAAUGCUAGACACUCACAUGUAGGCAAUUUUUUAAUCUGCUUCCAUGAAAGGGCACCAUCAUAUAUGGAUAUAUAUACACAAGUAUACAUACUGCUGUCAAUAAAGGUUCACAGUUUUUACCCGA
Molecule: messenger RNA, 4882 nt
Organism: Syngnathus acus (greater pipefish)
Lineage: Eukaryota; Metazoa; Chordata; Actinopteri; Syngnathiformes; Syngnathidae
Gene: ptk7b
Product: protein tyrosine kinase 7b
Exons: 21
Coding region: 352-3567 (1071 amino acids)
Biological process (GO): synapse organization; homophilic cell-cell adhesion; protein phosphorylation
Cellular component (GO): plasma membrane; neuronal cell body; axon
Molecular function (GO): ATP binding; protein kinase activity; axon guidance receptor activity
Source: RefSeq, a predicted model, not a curated record